This is a messenger RNA of Loa loa (African eye worm), 2025 nucleotides long. RefSeq lists its product as hypothetical. Gene Ontology annotation, molecular function: zinc ion binding; protein binding; oxidoreductase activity. The coding region runs from base 1 to 2019 and encodes 672 amino acids. The transcript has 15 exons. Lineage: Eukaryota; Metazoa; Nematoda; Chromadorea; Rhabditida; Onchocercidae. The record is from RefSeq and is a predicted model, not a curated record.
AUGACUCAUAUCCCUGAUAACUGUUAUAGAGAUAAGAAAGGAGAAAUCAGAACAUAUCUUACAACAUUUGGAACUUUGGCGGUGGCAUUCAUUAUCAGUGGUAGUGGUACUCGAAGAACGUCCACGGUUUCUACUUCCAGUGGCUCAGUUCGUGACCAGAAAGACCAAAAAAGUGCGGAAAUUGGUUAUAGCACUGAAUUUGCCAAUAAGAAUGAGCAGGAAGAAACAGAGAUGGAAGAUGAGGAGGGAAGUUAUGAUUCAAAACGUAUGCGUCAUCAUCGCGAAUCAGCGGAAGUUGCUCGAAAACGAUUGAAGCUGGACCUAAAAAGUUCUGUUGAUCGUGGAAUUGUUGAGAAUGGUUCAGAAUCGAAUGAAUCAAGAGAGGGUUCUUGUGAGCGCAAUGAUUGUGGCCAUUUGAAAAAGUGUGCUUUGGAUGUUUCAUCCAUGUGCUAUGGACGUGAAAAUCAUGGAAGUACACAUCUUACAGAUGGGAAUUACAACUAUAAAACUUUCCAUCAUAUUUCGAAGGGCGAGCAUGUUUGCUGCGCAUGUUAUGAUGAGAUAUGGAAACCUGGCCGAACAGGUAAUGAUCGUUUUAAUGAAUGGAAGGGAAAAUGGGCUUCUGAAAGCCGCUGCACUCCAUGUGUACGACUGUACAUUCAAGAUCAGUUACUUCCAUUUUGGUUGCAGUGCAAACUUUGCAAUAAGUUUAGGCAUUUGCCAAUUACCGUGAACAGUAUAAGUCGUGAAGAUGUCGAAAGAUUUGUUUGUGGUAGUCAUAUUGAGGCCGAUAGGGAUAGCUUAAACGACCCAUGUGACGUUAAAGAGGAGGAGUGUGUACGUGAUGCUUCCGAAACGUUAUGGAUAAAGUCGGUCAGCAUCCCACCUUUACUGCAUAAUUCACCUGCAGCUCCAUUUUUACAACAUGAAUAUUAUUAUGAUGAAGUAGGAAUUAGCCCUACUAAUGCAAUAUUCGAACAUCAAAAUGAAAGUGCAGUACGGAGCUUUAUGCGUCCAUUCAAUAUUCCACAUGAACAGUCAAUGGCAUUUUGUUUACGACCGGAUGUUAUGGAAUACGACGAAUUACACAGCUUUCCGGAAUAUGCUACCGAACCAGUUGCUUAUUUGGCUAUGCGGAAUCUCGUUAUUGCUUUAUGGAAUCUCAAUCCAUUUCAGUAUUUAACUGUGGAGUGCUGUAUUCCAUACCUAAUUUGUCGAGGUCUUGCACGAGUUUGGUAUAUUAAUGAAUUAAAUCGAGUUAUCAGAUUUCUUAGUCUCAAGUCUCUCAUCAAUUAUGGCGUAUUAAAUUUCUCCAAAACUUCAAUACUUUCAUCAAAAUGCAGCGAUAUGGAAGUGGUUAUUGUUGGCGCUGGGAUCAGUGGUUUAACUGCAGCUCGGCAGCUUCGUUCAUUUGGUGCUCGGGUUAAGGUUCUAGAAGCGAAGGGGAAAUUAGGCGGACGACUAUUGGAUGAUUGGUCGUUAGGCGUUGCAGUUGGUAGUGGUGCUCAGCUUAUUACUGGAAUUAUCAACAACCCAAUUGUCUUAAUGUGCGAACAAAUAGGUGUUGUUUAUCGCGCUGUAAAAGACGAAUGUCCGUUGUUAGAUGCAGGUACUGGAAAACGAGCAUCAAGCAUUUGUGACCGAGUUGUCGAUGAACAUUUUAACUGUUUACUGGAUUGUUUGGCCGACUGGAAGCAGAAUGUUAAAGUUGGUGAUGAAAGUCUAUACGAUCGUAUAAUGGGCUUGCAUAAUGCAUUCCUAAAAACGACAGGACUGAAAUGGACUGAGGAAGAAGAGCGCAUGCUGCAGUGGCAAAUAGGUAACGUGGAAUUUUCAUGUGGUUCGAAGUUGGAUGGUGUUUCGGCUCGUAAUUGGGACCAGAAUGAAGCAGUGGCGCAGUUUGCUGGUGUUCAUGCUUUACUAACUGAUGGUACCUCGGAACUAAUGCGUCGACUGGCAGAGGGUACCGAUAUUCGAUGUAAUCAUGAGGUUAAUGUUCCCUGUCUUUUGUUCUUUUGAAAUUAU